UUGCCUAAUGUUUACUCAUUGUUUAACCUCCUAGAACAUUCUGGCUUUACAUCCUCGAACACAAACUCAUGCAACACUGCGUUCCACUGCAGCCAAGAAACUGGAUAAAAAGCACUGGAAAAGAAACCCUGAUAAGGAUUGCUCUAAUUGUGAGAAGCUAGAGAAUAAUUUUGAUGACAUCAAGCACACAACUCUUGGUGAGCGAGGAGCUCUCCGUGAAGCAAUGAGGUGCCUGAAAUGUGCAGAUGCCCCCUGUCAGAAAAGCUGUCCCACUCAUCUAGAUGUGAAAUCAUUUAUCACAAGUAUUGCAAAUAAGAACUACUAUGGAGCUGCUAAGGUGAUUUUCUCUGACAAUCCACUUGGUCUUACUUGUGGAAUGGUGUGUCCAACCUCAGAUCUUUGUGUUGGAGGAUGUAAUUUAUAUGCCACAGAAGAAGGAUCAAUAAACAUUGGAGGGUUGCAACAGUUUGCUACAGAGGUGUUCAAAGCAAUGAAUAUUCCACAGAUCCGAAAUCCUUCUCUGCCUCCUCCAGAGAAAAUGCCUGAAGCCUAUUCAGCAAAAAUUGCUCUGUUUGGUGCUGGGCCUGCCAGCAUAAGCUGUGCCUCCUUUUUGGCUCGAUUAGGCUACUCUGACAUCACCAUAUUUGAAAAACAAGAAUAUGUUGGUGGUUUAAGUACUUCUGAAAUUCCUCAGUUCCGCCUGCCAUAUGAUGUCGUGAAUUUUGAAAUUGAACUUAUGAAGGACCUGGGUGUAAAGAUCGUUUGUGGGAGAAGCCUUGCAGUGGAUGGAUUAACCCUUAGUUCCUUGAAGGAAAAUGGCUACAAAGCUGCUUUCAUUGGAAUAGGUUUGCCGGAACCCAAGAAAGACAGUAUCUUUCAAGGAUUGACUUCGGACCAUGGAUUUUAUACAUCCAAAGAUUUUUUGCCACUUGUGGCUAAGAGCAGCAAAGCAGGAAUGUGCGCCUGUCACUCUCCAUUGCCAUCCAUCCGGGGUGCUGUGAUUGUUCUCGGCGCUGGAGACACUGCCUUUGACUGUGCCACAUCAGCUCUUCGGUGCGGAGCCCGGCGCGUGUUCAUUGCCUUCCGAAAAGGCUUUGUUAAUAUAAGAGCGGUCCUGGAGGAGAUGGAGCUUGCUAAAGAAGAAAAAUGUGAAUUUUUGCCUUUCCUCUCCCCACGGAAGGUCACAGUGAAGGGCGGGAAAAUUGUUGGCAUGCAGUUUGUUCGAACUGAACAAGAUGAACUGGGAAACUGGGUAGAGGAUGAAGAACAGACUGUCCACCUGAAAGCAGAUGUGGUCAUCAGUGCCUUCGGUUCAGUGCUGAGCGACCCACAAGUCAGACAAGCCUUGUAUCCAAUAAAAUUUAACCGAUGGGGUCUCCCAGAAGUGGAUCCAGAAACCCUGCAAACCAGUGAAGCAUGGGUGUUUGCAGGAGGUGAUAUUGUUGGUGUGGCUAACACUACAGUGGAGUCAGUUAAUGAUGGAAAGCAAGCUUCUUGGCACAUCCACAAAUAUAUACAGACACAAUAUAGAGCUUUGGUACCUACCAAGCCAGAACUACCCCUUUUUUACACUCCCAUCGAUCUGGUGGACAUCAGUGUGGAGAUGGCUGGGCUGAAGUUCAUGAAUCCUUUUGGUCUUGCUAGUGCAACUCCUGCCACCAGCACAGCAAUGAUCCGAAGAGCUUUUGAGGCUGGAUGGGCUUUUGCCCUCACCAAAACCUUCUCUCUUGAUAAGGACAUUGUGACAAAUGUUUCACCCAGAAUCAUCCGGGGCAUCACCUCCGGUCCCGUGUAUGGCCCUGGACAAAGCUCCUUCCUGAAUAUUGAGCUCAUCAGUGAAAAGACAGCUGCCUAUUGGUGUCAAAGUGUCAGAGAACUAAAGGCUGACUUUCCAGACAACAUUGUGAUUGCCAGUCUCAUGUGCAGUUAUGACAAAAAUGAUUGGAUGGAGCUCUCCAGAAAGGCUGAGGCUUCUGGAGCUGAUGCCCUGGAGUUAAAUUUAUCAUGUCCACAUGGCAUGGGAGAAAGAGGAAUGGGCCUGGCUUGUGGACAGGAUCCAGAGCUGGUACGAAACAUCUGCUGCUGGGUUAGGCAAGCUGUUCGGAUCCCAUUUUUUGCCAAGUUGACCCCAAAUGUCACGGAUAUUGUAAGCAUCGCAAGAGCAGCCAAGGAAGGUGGUGCUGAUGGUGUGACAGCCACCAACACUGUCUCAGGUCUGAUGGGACUGAAAGCUGAUGGCACUCCUUGGCCGGCAGUGGGCAUUGGAAAGCAGACCACCUACGGAGGAGUGUCAGGGACAGCGAUCAGACCUAUAGCAUUGAGAGCUGUGACCUCCAUUGCCCGUGCUUUGCCGGGAUUCCCUAUUUUAGCCACUGGUGGAAUUGACUCAGCUGAAAGUGGACUCCAGUUUCUCCACAGUGGAGCUUCGGUCCUCCAGGUAUGCAGUGCUAUUCAGAAUCAGGACUUCACUGUGAUUGAAGACUACUGCACUGGCCUCAGAGCCCUGCUUUACCUGAAGAGCAUUGAGGAGCUACAGGACUGGGAAGGGCAGAGUCCAGUCACUGUGAGUCGCCAGAAGGGGAAACCAGUUCCAUGCCUUGCAGAGCUCACAGGAAAGAAACUGCCAAACUUUGGACCUUAUCUUGAACAACGCAAGAAAAUCAUAGCAGAGAACAAGAUGAGAUUGAAAGAACAAAAUACAGCUAUUUUACCACUUGAGAGAAACUAUUUUAGUCCCCAAAAGCCCGUCCCUACCAUCAAGGAUGUCAUUGGAAGGGCACUGAAGUACCUAGGAGCAUUUGGUGAGUUAAGCACUGUGGAGCAGGUUGUGGCCAUGAUCGACGAAGACUCAUGUAUCAACUGUGGUAAAUGCUACAUGACCUGCAAUGACUCGGGCUACCAGGCCAUACAGUUUGACCCAGAAACGCACCUGCCCACGGUUACUGACACAUGUACAGGCUGUACCCUCUGUCUCAGUGUCUGCCCUGUGAUCGACUGCAUCAAAAUGGUUUCCAGGACAACCCCUUAUGAGCCAAAGAGAGGCUUACCCUUAGCUGUGAAGCCGGCGUGUUAAGGGGACUUCGCAAGACAACGGCUGCGAAAUCCGAGAGCACCAAUAGUGCAACCAUGGGGUAUAGUUCUCUCCAAAUUAAAAUGUCUGUAAUUGCUAAAUACAUUUAUAAAGUUAAAAAGAAAAUCUACUGCCAGUAACCAAUUAAUGGUCAUAACAGAAAAUAAUUCCUUUCUGAGGAUCGCUGCUGCUAGUUACUAUGUGGCAGUUAAUUAGAUGCCCGCUGUCAAUUGUCUGUUGUGAAAAAUCAACUUUUUUUUUCAUGGCAAUUAGUGUGACAAUUUCCAAAUUGCCCUAUGCUGUGCUCCAUCUUUGAUUUCUAAUUUUAAGUGAAAUUCAGUAUUUUUGAAACAAACUAUAUGCUAACAUACAAGAAAAUGUUUCCCAGGAAACGGUUUUAUUUUUUAAUUAAAAAAUUUCCUGAAAUUUUAUUCCGUUUCUAAGAAAAUAUAGUUAGCAUCACAAAGUACAAAUGAAGAAAAUCAGAUAGUUAUGAAUCAUGGCAGGGAAAAGGGGGAAAUCUAGAAUUUCCUUAGGCCCUCAUGGCUAAAAUAACAUAUUUUUGAUGCUGGAUAAUCACCCCACCUGUCAAAGGUGUCUUCACUACUCACCAGUUGAGCCCAUGACACCCUCCUUUAAAUAUUGAAUGUGUUUUCAUAGUGAAAUUAGAUGUUAUGGGGGAGAUCCUGUUAAUGUCAUUUGUUUUGCAUAGUUCUGCUGUGUCUGCUUUUAAUAGUAACCUUCGUGAUUAUAGCAAUUAACAUUUGAACGAAGCCCAAAUUACAAAGCACUGAGUCACAUGUGUGAUUAUUCAGAAAUGAAAACUAUAGUAUUGGUAGUAUACAUAUAAUAUGCAAAACAAAUACGGCUACUGUUUUUUUAUUGGGGCUUAAUUUCAAAAGUAAUGGAGUAAGCCAGGCACAGGUAGCUCAUGCCUAUAAUCCUAGCUACUCAGAAGGCUGAGAUCUGAGGAUCCUGGUUCCAAGCCAGCCUGGACAGGAAAGUAUGUGAAACUCUUAUCUCCAAUAAA
Molecule: messenger RNA, 4100 nt
Organism: Perognathus longimembris pacificus (Pacific pocket mouse)
Lineage: Eukaryota; Metazoa; Chordata; Mammalia; Rodentia; Heteromyidae
Gene: Dpyd
Product: dihydropyrimidine dehydrogenase
Exons: 22
Coding region: 224-3073 (949 amino acids)
Biological process (GO): thymine catabolic process; uracil catabolic process
Cellular component (GO): cytosol; cytoplasm
Molecular function (GO): dihydropyrimidine dehydrogenase (NADP+) activity; uracil binding; NADP binding
Source: RefSeq, a predicted model, not a curated record